Messenger RNA from Saccostrea echinata, 839 nucleotides. RefSeq lists its product as uncharacterized. Bases 246 to 656 code for a protein of 136 amino acids. The transcript has 6 exons. The record is from RefSeq and is a predicted model, not a curated record. Lineage: Eukaryota; Metazoa; Mollusca; Bivalvia; Ostreida; Ostreidae.
UGGAUCCGCCACUGCCCUACAGUUACUGAGUUAUAUAGAUUAUGUAUGUAGGGUCUUUUGUUGUUAAAAUGACUUGUCCCACCCUAAAAUGGCCAAAAUAAGUACCUUUGCCAUCAUACUUUGCAACUGUCCCACUCUAAAAGUCAUAAAUAUUGCCUGCAUAUUACAAGAUUUUCAUUUUUCAGAAAUGUGCUGGUUACCGGAAGUUCACAAGAACCAGUUAAGCGAAGGUAACACCCUACAACAUGCAACAUGAACAUGAACUGAUCACCGGGACUGCAUUGCGUAUGAAAGACAGUUUUGUAGGGAGGUAUUUGAAAGAUUGGUGGACGCUAAACAUAGAAAAAACUUGGAAUGGCCUAAGAGAAGACGAAUGUCACCUUCAUCAGAAGCAGAUUUUUACUGCCAGGCUGGCUUUGACCAAAAAGGUUUUGAGAUCAAAUUUAUAUCAGACUAUAAAAACAUCCAAACGGCUAGCUCAGAUGUGGAAGUGGAAUCGGACCCUUUUAGUCAGGAAUUCCAUGGGAAAUUCAUUUGACAGUGAUGAUGAUGAUGAGAUUAAUUCAGCUUGUUGUGAUCCUCCUGGACAUCCAAGUGUUUUCGACAUUGAUGAAGAUUUUGUCCCUCUCUCUCUCUUGGACCAAACCAAGAAAUGAAUCAGAUGGUUUUAAGAAGAUUAUAGGAUAUGUCAUAGAAUACGAAGACCCCACCACUGGAGGCAGGCUAAUGACUACCCAGUAGAUGAGUGUGUUUAUGAGGUGUAGGGAUUAAAAAAGGACAAGGAAUACAACUUCCACAUACGGGCCAAGAAUCUUGAAGGUUUUAGUGAGUCUAGUGAU